This is a messenger RNA of Psylliodes chrysocephalus, 9393 nucleotides long. NCBI's taxonomy places the organism in Eukaryota, Metazoa, Arthropoda, Insecta, Coleoptera, Chrysomelidae. The record is from the annotation of a GenBank genome assembly.
AGUUUUCUUUCUUAAACAUAAGACAACUGAAAAUAGUUUGAAACUGAAAAUUAAAAUCUUAUUUAUGUGAAAAGUGUAUAAUGUUGAAGACUUUUGUUUCUGAUCAUGUUUUUUAUAUUGUUAUAAUACUUCUAAAGCCUUGUUCAGAGUAGGAGCGUCGCGCGACGCGAUGCGAUAGCGUUGUGUCGAGUGUUGCUUCGUCGAUUUAGUAUUGUUAACCAUUCUUGUAAUUUUAUACAAUGUAAAAUGUCAGCAUGCUGAGUAUUUCUCUUACCUUCAAAUACCGCUAGAGGGCAGCUCCAAUCUGGAUUAUAUUAAAACAAAAAUGGGCUACAAAAAUCCAUCGGACGCCACCACGAGGCAUGAAGCACCGAAAAUCAGACAAAUCAAAGAAUCCUUCGAACCACCGACGCUGUUCACCAAAGCCAUCACUCAAAUGAGCUUCUACGUCCUGAUGAUACUCGGCUACCUCAGCUACUUCCUCUUUCCCCCCAAGUUGGUCAAAGAGAAGAACCGAGAAGGUUACAAAUCCCUCUUGGAUAGCUUCGCCGCUUUCUAUUCGCGAUACGUGUACAGAAGGAUCAGGGAUUGCUGGAAUUACCCCAUUUGUAGCGUUCCUGGGCACCAGGUGGUGCUGAAGGACAGAAUUACCAGGGAUAAUUGUUGGACGUUCGAGUUCACUGGUUCCACCACGAAAUGUCUAAACCUAGCUUCUUAUAACUACUUAGGCUUCGCAGAGGCUUCUGGGCCUUGCGCCGAGAGUGCAAUCAAGACGAUCUACACUCACGGGAUUAGCACUGGCGGUACCAGACAGCAGUAUGGCACGUGCGAGCUACAUGAUGAAUUGGAGAAACUAACGGCUGAAUUUCUUUGCGUCGAAGAUGCCGUUACUUUUGGAAUGGGCUUCGCCACGAAUUCUUUGAACAUUCCUACUCUCGUGGAUAAUGAGUGCUUGGUGAUCAGCGACGAAAAGAAUCACGCUAGCGUUAUUCUGGGGAUCAAGCUUAACAGUCCGAGGAUUAGGGUGUUUAAGCAUAAUAACGUUCAACACUUAGAAAAACUCUUGCAAGAAGCCAUCUACUACGGUCAACCCAAUCAACCAAAAAACACUCACAAACCUUGGAAAAAAAUCCUAAUCAUCGUCGAAGGUGUGUAUAGCAUGGAAGGCACGAUUUGCCGCCUUCCAGAGAUCAUAGCCCUCAAGAAGAAGUAUAAAGCGUAUUUAUAUUUGGACGAGGCGCAUAGUAUUGGAGCGAUGGGUAAGCACGGCAGAGGCAUCGUUGAUUAUUUCGAUUGUGAUCCCAAAGACGUGGAUGUAUUGAUGGGGACUUUUACCAAAAGUUUCGGUGGUGCUGGUGGUUAUCUCGCUGGUUCAAAGGAAUUUAUAACGUUUAUUCGAGAGCACAGCCACGCUUCCCGUCACGCUUGGGCGAUGUCGCCGCCAGUGGCAGCCCAAAUCAUCUCGGUAAUCAAAAUAAUCCUGGGCAAGGACGGUACGAACGAGGGACAAAGAAGGAUAGAACAGCUAGCCAGGAACACUCGAUAUUUCAGGCGGAGAUUAGAGCAAAUGGGACUGAUCGUACAUGGUAAUGAAGAUUCGCCUGUGGUUCCUAUUUUAGUGUAUCUCUAUUCGAAAAUCGCGGUGACGGUACGAUCGCUGAUCAAAGCAAAAAUCGCCACGGUGGGAGUGGGAUAUCCGGCCACUCCUCUGACCGAGAGCCGGAUACGGAUCUGCCUAUCGGCCGGGCACACCAAAGAGCAUCUCGACUACGCUUUGGACGUGAUAGAAAAAGUUGCCGACGAUUGCGGUCUCAAGUAUUCGAGAAGGAAACGAGACACUCGGCCCAUAGAAUACGACAAAAUCAAAAUUUAUAUGGACUACUAGUAAUUGUAAAAAAUAGGUCUUAUCACAACUUAUGGGAAAAAGAACGGUUGUAAGUGGAAAGCGGGAAAAAGCGCCGUAAAAUAUGUUUUCGAUAAAAUUUUCCUCAUUCAAUAGAAUAUUCUUUGUUUAAUAUAAUGUUCUCUGCUUUAAAACGUAGGCUAAGAGAAAUGCAUAUUCUGGAUGAUAACAGAGUUAACUCACAAAAUGUUUUUUGUAUAUGCGAAGUGAAAUGUUCUAUUCUGCCUUACGAGACGAACAAUUGCAACAUAAAAUAUUAGAUGUUUUUACAUUGAAAUAUAUUCUUUGAAAAUAAAAUGUUCCUCUUUCAAUAACAAUCUUCAUUGUCUUAUAAAAUGUUCUCCGCUUUAAAUCAUAGGCAUCGAGAAAUAAAAUGUUCCGGACGAUAAUAAAGUUAACGAAAAAAUGUUCUUUAUAAAUGUUCAUGCGGAGUAAAAUGUUCUGUCCACCUAUGAAAUGAAAAAAUUUUAUAGUGGAACAUCGCAAAAUAACAUUUUAGUUGUUUUCGCAUGGAAAAUAGUCUUUGAAUAAUACUCUAGUGAGACGUAACACGUUCCAAACAAAGACAUAAAACGUCAGUAAAAAAUGGUACUUUCCCUCGAAAUGAAAUGCCUUUGGAAAGAUAAAUGUUCCUAGAAUGUCACAUAAUAAAAUGUUUUGAGUAAACAUAAAUAAACGAAAAAGAUAUUCGCCAAAUGUGUGCUAGCAAACUGACUAAUUUUGUUUAAAGAUUGUUCUUUGAGUACCAGAACAAAGUAAAUUGCUCUCUGUAAAAGUCUAGUUAAUCUAAAACAUGUUCCCUGAAGGCUAUUAUUUUCUGGCUAAAUGACAUUUUCCUGGCAAUAUCAGUUGAGUUAUAGUAUUUUAAUUAAUUUACUAACGAAAAAUGUUCUUAGCAAAAACAAAACUAAAUAUUGUGUACAAAAAACGUACAAAAUAAAAAGAAUUAUAGAAUGCAUCAGUUUCUGAAUUAUCAAACAAAGUAAAAUGUUCCCAGAAACAGAUCACAAAAAUUAUUUCAAUACAAAAUAUUGCUGCAAAAUAAAAUAUUUCUAAAUAUUUUUAACUUAUUAAAAUUUUCGUAACGAAAAAAUUAUAAAAUUAAAUGGUCUUGGCAAAAAAUACUCAAUUAACAAAUGUUUCCUGAUUUAAAUAAAUAUUUUUUAUUUUAAUGAAUCACUAACAAAACAUUUUUCGAAAAAUAAAAUGUUCUUAGCAAAGUGUAAUUAAAGAAGAAAACAUAGUUCUUAAAAAUAUAGUCUAGCAAAAUGAAAUGUUCUAGACAAAAAACGUUAGAUAUGAAAAACAUAUUCUUUAAAGAGGAAAACAGUUUCUGAAUUCUCGAACAAAAUAAAAUGCUCCAAGAAAAACUUUUAAUUAAAAUGAUUCUAAAAAUGUAUUGAAAUGUUCUGUAUAUUAAAAAAUGUUUUGAAUUCUUGAAAAAUGUAAAAUGUUCCAAGAAAAACAGUUAAUAAAAAAUUAUUUCAAUACAAAAUAUUGCAGUUAAAUAAAAUGUUUCUAAAAAAGCAUUGAAAUGUUCUGUAAUUUAAAAAAAUGUUUUUAAAGAAGGCAACAGUUUUGAAGUCUUGAAAAAUGUAAAAUGUUCCAAAAAAAAAUUAUAAUAAAAAAAUUAUUUCAAAAAAUAUUGUAGCUAAAUAAAAUGUUUCUAAAAAAAGCAGUGAAAUGUUCUGUAAAUUAAAAAAUAAUUUUUAAAGACGUCAACAGUUUUGAAUUAUCGAACAAUGUAAAAUGUUCAGACAAACGUUAAUAAAAAAAUUAUUUGAGUAAAAAAUAUUGCAGCAAAAUUAAAUGUUUCUUUGAAUUUUCGAACAAAAAUGUUCUAAGAAAAACAGUUAAAAAUGAUUUUAAUACAAAAUAUUGAUGCAAAAUAAAAUGUUCCUAAAAAUAGCAAUGAAUUAAAAAAUGUUAUAGCAAAAUAAAAUUGACUUGGCAAAAUAUACUAAUCUUUAAGAAAUUUUUUCAUUAUAUAAGUAAAUAUUUUUGAAGUAUGUGGUUUAAAAAUGUAGCAGCUAACAUUGACUUAUCGCGUCAUUCAUAUAUUAAUGGGCAUUUUAUAUGGCGCGGUUUUCCGUCCGAUUUCCACCGCUCUUUUUCCCGCACGAUAUUUCUUCUGUACAGCUUGUCGCUACUGCUGCUGACACCGGCUUGAUUAAUGUUUUUAUAAACGAUUUUUUAUAAUAACGCUGAUAAAUUUUUAAAAUGUAUUUUUUCCGGUUUUUGUUUCCUUUUAUUUGUAUUUUUAUUUAAUUUUGUUCACAAAUAAAACGUACAGGAUGGCGUUUCACUAUAAACACGAGUCGUAAUAUUUUUGAGACGUCCUGUAUAAAAAAACUACACAAGGGUCGUUUUUAAACCCACUUUUUUAUUUAUAGGAACGAUUUGUACAAGACUUAUUUAACAAAUUAAUAAAAAUUCUACCUACGUGCAGGGUUUUACAUUAAUAGCGUUUACAGUCGAACUUUACAUGAUACAUAAAAGACCGUUUCUCUAUUUUAAAAUGCCGUUAUUUCCUUACUAAAUUACUUAAUAGAUGACAUAGAAGUGGAAAGGCGCCUUAACUUAAUCACCAGUAAUGUUUGGAAUUUAUCUUUUUUGAAUUGAUUUGUUUCCUUUCUGUUAUUUGAGCGAAAUUUCUUUGGUUUUGGUGAUGGGUAGCAGUUUCGUUUCCAAAAGUACUUUCAUUAUUCAGUUGAGUUUUAGUCACCCGGGACCAAUCGGGUGAAUAAGGAGGCUGUGAUAUAGCUGACACUGGCAUAGUACAUCUAAUGACGUUUCUGUGGCAUAUAUCGCUUUUCUUCUAUUUCAAAAUGGCGUCCUUUCCUUAUUUAAUUGAGUUUUGGUCGCACGGGAUUAAAUCAGGUGAAUAAGAUGGCUGUGGCGACGGUUAAAUGGCCUACAGAUAGUGUGGAAAUGAAAAGCUGCUUUAAUUUAAUCAUUAAUAAAUAUUUUGUUGUGCAUAAUUUCAUCUGUUUUCAGAACGUUUCAGGAAUUUCCCUUUGUUCAUAUUGAUUUAUCUUUUGAUAUUGAUCUUUUUUUUUGUUUUGUUAGUGGAAGCAAGUCUUUUAUUGUUCAAAAUGCUUUUAUUUAGUUGCGCGUUGAAGUCACCCGGGACCAAAUCGGGUGAGUAAGAAGGCUAUGGCUUCGCUGAAACGAUAUAAAACAUCAAAAAGUUAUCUAAAGAUAGUACAGGAUUGGAUGGCGGCUUAUAAACAUCUGAAAUCGUUAAACCAACACGUAAAGGCAGCUAUAUACGCCAAACGUGUCGUUUUCGCCGUCAGCCUCAUCUAGUUAAGAGAUAGUUAUCAUCGCGCGCCAUUACUGACAUUACAUCUACUUACUGACGUUUCUGUAGGAUAUAUCGCUUUUCUUUUUUUUUUUCAAAGUGGCGGCCUUUCCUCACUAAAAUAAGUCGGUCGCGCGGGAUCAAAUCAGGUGAAUUAGAUGGCUGUGGCGGAGGUGAAAUGUCUGAAAUCUCGAAAACGUCUAUAAAUAACGUAGUGAACAGGCGUCUUAACGCAAUCGCCAGUAAUAUUUUGUCGUACAUAAUUUCACCCGUUUUCAAAGAAUUUGAUUGUAUUGAUUUGUUCUCUUUCCUUUAUUUGAGCGUCUUGGUAACGCUGGCAAGUUUUGUUGCCGUUUCAUUAUGUGCUUUCAUUAUUCAAUUGAGUUUUUGUCACGCAGGACCAAAUCGGGUGAGUAAGUAGGCUGAAACGACAUAAAAUGUCAAAAAUUUGUCUAAAGAUAGUGCCGAUGUGGAUGACGGCUUAUUAUAAACGUCUAAAAUCGUUGUAGCAACACGAAUGCUUUUGAGGUCUGUACGAUAUAAACGUCUGAAAUCGUUUUAUCGAUAUGUAAGGGGCAGCGUGAUACGUCAAACAUGACGUGGUAUAGUAAAUCUACUGAGGUUUUUGUAACAUAUAUCGCUUUUCUUCUGUUUCAAAAUGACGUCGUUUCCUCACUAAAUUCAAUUUGGUCGCUCGGGAUCAAAUUAGGUGAGUAAUAUGGCUGUGACGACGGUGAAAUGUCUAUACAAUUUCAAAAACGUCUAUAGAUAGAUAGCUUGAAAGUGAAAAAGUGCCUUAACGCAAGCGCCAUUAAUGUUUUGUCGCACACAAUUUCACGCGUUUCCAGAGUGUUUCCAUUUUUUCGUAUUGAUUUGUCCUCUUUGGGUUAUUUGGGCUAUCUUUUAAUUUGUUUUGUUAAUGGGAGUCUUUUGUCGGUUUAAAAUGUGCUUUCAUUAUUCAAUUAGUUACCCAGGAUGAAAUCGGGUGAGUAAGGAAGCUUAAACGAUAUAAAACGUCAAAAAGUUGUCUAAAUAUAGUGCCGAAAUGAAAGGCGGCUUAUAAGCUUACAAUAAACAUCAGAAAUAAUUGGACCAACACGAAUGCUUCUAUUUAAAAAAAAAAAAAACUGCAAUUGUUUUGAUUUGCUGUUUCUGAGAGGUACUUAUUAUUUUUGUGAACUUUCUUCGGACUUGGUAGUCCCAGCAAGUUAGUUUACUCUUGUUUUAAAACGGUAUUCUUCGGUUUUUGAAUCUAUUAUACGUAGAAUUUUAGAUCAGGUCAGUGUGAGGGCUGUGGAAGCGAUGACAUGUUUAUAAACCUCAAAAAGACGUUGCAAAAGUCGAUAUCGGCUUAUAAAAACUUCUAAUCGUUGGACAAACCUAAAUACUGCUUUGGAGUAUUUUAGAAACUAUCUGUGAUAGUAUCUAAGAAGUACCUCUGUUAUUUCUACUAACUUUGGUAUCGGUUGUCCUAGUAAAUCUUCUCCUAAUUCAAAACGGUAUCUUUUGGUUUCUGAAUCGAUUUUUUAGACAUACAGUACAAAAUCAGGUGAGUAAGAAGACCGUUACAGCAUUGAAAUGACUUAAAACGUGAAAAUGUACCUACUUUUUGACAUACAGUUUUAGGAUCAGGUGUGGAAGAGAUCAAAUGCAUAUGAACGUUAAAAAAUUGGUCUAAAUACAAUAUGGAAGUGAAUAGUGGCUUAUUGUAUAAAUCUGCAAUCUUUGGACAACCACAAAUUGAUUGAUUUUUUCUCUGAGAGCUAACUGUCAUUCCUGCAAGGUUUAUUUAGUCUUGCAGCAACAAAUAGUGUAAUUUCUUUACUUAAUUGACUUUUAGUCAUACAGAUCUAAAUCAGGCCAAUAAAAAGGCUAUGGCAGUGUCGCAAUGCAUUUAAGUGGCAAAAAAUUGUGUACAAAUAUUGUUAAAAUGGUUGAAUGGCUGUUUAAUCACCGAACAAUAUUACUUCAUUAUGACACGACCAAAUUCCUUGACAUAGAUGCUAAACAAACUUCUAUCCAGUAAUAUCGACAUUAAGAAUCUGAGCUUGGUAUAAUCUUUAUAAAUCUCCCGCAUCUAUUUUUAAUAACAGCAAUAUAAUUGUGGAAACUGCCAGGGCUCGAUUAUUUUGGCAGAAGAAUAUUCAUAAGAAUCAUGCAAAGUUCUACUUUUAGAUCAAGAAAACUGCAAGUGUUCUUUCUAUGUGAUGUCGUCUGACCAAUUCUCUUUCUAAAGCUUUCGCGUGAUUCUUCUGUGUCGCAUUUUGAUUGGCUAAAGAGUAUAACGGUCUAAUAUCUUGUCGGAAGUGCUGCAAGCGCGAUGUCUACGUCAGUGUUGCGGUUUUUAAUUCGUAGAAUUGAUUGUAUAGAGCUGGCCUUAUAAGUUUGGAUUAAUGCAAUAUGUUGAACGUUUUUUCAAUAUGUACUUAAGUCCACUAAAGUUUGGAGCUGUGUGACUGACGUUGCGCCUACAAUCUUAAUUUGGAUUAUGCGCGUAGGGACAAAACGACUAGACUAGAUUAGAAGAAUUUUAUUUACAUGUUAAAAAUCUUUAUUUACAUAUCAAAAAUAAAUAAAAAAAAUCGCCAUAACCGAGUUUGGGGACUUUUAAUGCGGGACCAUGAAUGAUAAAUCCGCCUAUUAAAAUCAUUUUUGAUUUCUCUCCUUACCUAAACGGUAUUAUUAGGGGAGUUAUGUUUAUUUUGGGAUCGGGAAUGGAAAUGUGUUUAGGGAUUUGUUGUGUUUUAAUUAUGGAUUUGUCCCCUUAAAAUGCUAAUAAAAAUAGGGUUGUUCUCGUGUGUGCGUUGAUCUUGUGUAAAGGACGUGGGUGAUUAAUACAGUUCACAUGCUAAGUAAGCGAUGUGCUAUCCGGGAGAGCCCCGAUCGAGAAUGUAAAGAGUUUCCGAUUGGUGUUCUGUCGGCCAGCCCACCGCCCAUUAUUCUUUUGAAAACAAUCGAGUCCUAGUUGUGGUCGUUUACAAGCAUAGAGUUUGAUGUACUGGCAAAUUGGAUACCUUCCAAUUCUAUACAGGACUUGGUUGACUGGUCCCACUGUGUCUAUAAGCGACAAUGUAAGAAAAACUAAAAUCAAGCAUGGUCUGUCGUUGAGUUAGAGAAGGAAAGUGAGUUUCAUGCUUUAAUCUUUGUGGCUUGUAAAAUCAAAAUAAAUCUAUUUAAAAUAUUUCCUAUCGGAAUUUUAAGCGCUUGAUAGUAAGUUCAUAUCAAUUAAAAAUAAAAUAAAAAUCAUAGACGCUACCUGGUAUAUGAAUUUUCACAUAUCUUCAGUCUUCAACAAUACACGUACCUCACGCGACUAAAUUGAUGCCAUCAGUUUGUUAAAAAUCACGUUAUAAUGUUACUGACCUAUUUGACAGAACUGAUACUUCAGUUGUCAUAAAAGUCUGUAAGAAAGGCGAGUAUCAUUCAAGCCAUAUUCUGGCGGUCUCUUUGGUUUAAAAAUAUUUUCAACAACUUUUAGAACUAGUUUUAAUACUACGUCACAGAUUUUGAAAGCGCUCAAAUAGAUGAUUUUAAAACAGUGAUGUCACUGACAGAUAACGAUUUGUGAGUGUGUAAAUCUCUAGCAAUAGAUAAUAUUUUGCCUUUGUCAACGAGAAGCUCAUAUAAUAUUACCACAGUUUUAUGAAAAAUAGAUCGGUAUUUAGAAUCCGACUUCAACCAGUUAUUUAGAAUUAUAAGGUCAAGUUUUCAAAACUUAUAAACCUUCAUAAUUAUGCAUUUUCAAAUUUUUCUUAUAACCAUGAAUAUUCUUUUUUAUCAUAAAUUUUAUUAUGUAUGCUAUGCUUUAUGACGUUCGUUACUAUUUUUGACAUUAAUGACAUUUGUAUUUCCUUGAACCGUUCUUAAUGAAACGUUUCAAAAAUAGAUGCAGGUGGUUUAAACCUAAUUCAACGUGACGUCAUUGUUUGGUUAGUCGAAUGGGAAUAGUUCAAACCGUUUUCAAACCAGUUGACCGCUCGAAUAUGGCUUAAAUUUCUUGUUUUACUAGAACACAUGAAAUUGGGGUAUUAGUGAAGACUCGUUACAUAUAAUUUACAUUGUGUUCGUUUUAUUGAUAAGUAUAAAGAAUACUUUUUUGGUAUUGUAGAUCUGAACAGUUUUAGGAUCGAUUGAUGAGUACAAAAAUUAAAAUGUUAUAUUAUUAUAUCGAAAAUUUUAAAUAUUA